Messenger RNA from Octodon degus (degu), 1748 nucleotides. It is a transcript of the gene Cdk5rap3, whose product is annotated as CDK5 regulatory subunit associated protein 3. Lineage: Eukaryota; Metazoa; Chordata; Mammalia; Rodentia; Octodontidae. The record is from RefSeq and is a predicted model, not a curated record. The transcript has 14 exons. Gene Ontology annotation, biological process: regulation of cyclin-dependent protein serine/threonine kinase activity; regulation of mitotic cell cycle. Gene Ontology annotation, cellular component: endomembrane system. Bases 72 to 1574 code for a protein of 500 amino acids.
UGUGUCUGAACUCUGGAUUGGUGGUGGGGCGGGGGGUGGGGUCUCCGACCGGAAGCGGAAGUGGAGCAAAGAUGCAGGACCAUCAGAACGUGCCCAUCGACAUCCAGACCGGCAAGCUGCUCGACUGGCUGGUGGACAGGCGGCACUGCAACCUGAAAUGGCAGGGUCUGGUGCUGACGAUCCGAGAGAAGAUCAACGCUGCCAUUCAGGACAUGCCGGAGAGCGAGGAGAUUGCCCAGCUGCUGUCUGGCUCCUACAUUCACUACUUCCACUGCCUGAGGAUUGUAGACCUUCUUAAGGGCACUGAGGCCUCCACAAAGAACAUAUUUGGCCGGUACUCUUCCCAGAGGAUGAAGGACUGGCAAGAGAUCGUCUCCCUGUACGAGAAGGACAACACCUACUUAGUGGAGCUCUGCAGCCUCCUGGUUCGCAACAUCAACUACGAGCUGCCCUCGCUAAAGAAGCAGAUCGCCAAGUGCCAGCAGCUUCAGCGCGAGUGCAGCCGCAAGGAGGAGGAGGGCCAGGCGGGGGUGGCGGCGCAGCUGGAGCACUUCCGGCUCGCGUGCAAGCAGUACGGCAUCACAGGAGACAACGUCCGAAGAGAGCUGCUGGCCCUGGUGAAGGACCUGCCGAGCCAGCUGGCCGAGAUCGGGGCAGGGGCGCAGUCCCUGGGUGAAGCUAUUGAGCUGUACCAGGCCUUUGUGGACUUUGUGUGUGAGAGCCCAGCGGAGCAGGUGCUGCCCAUGCUGCGGUUCGUGCAACGGCGGGGAGACGCGACCGUGUAUGAGUGGAGGACGGGGACGGAGCCAACUGUGGUGGAGCGACCGCGCCUCGAGGAGCCUCCUGAGCCGGUGGAGGCGGACGCGAUCGACUGGGGCGACUUUGGGGUGGAGUCUGAACCUGGUAUCUCUGCUGAGGCCACUGGCAUCGACUGGGGCAUCUCCCUGGACCCAGAGUCCAAGGAAGCUGCGGGUGACGGGAUAGACUGGGGCGACCCCAGUGCUGCUCUGCAGAUCACGGUGGUGGAAGCAGGGACCGAGGCCCCGGAAGGUGUAGCGAGGGGCCCAGACGCCCUGAGCCUGCUCGAGUACCCCGAGACCCGGAGUCAGCUCAUCGACGAGCUCAUGGAGCUUGAGAUCUUCCUGUCCCAGAGAGCAGUGGAGAUGGGCGAGGAGGCUGACAUCCUGUCUGUGAGCCAGUUCCAGCUGGCCCCUGCCAUCCUGCAGGGCCAGACCCAGGAGAAGAUGGUUGCCAUGGCGUCCACGCUGCAGGAGCUGAUUGGCCGGCUCACCAGCCUGCAGAUGCAGCACCUGUUCAUGAUCCUGGCCUCCCCGAGGUACGUGGACCGAGUGACGGAGCUCCUACAGCAGAAGCUGAAGCAGUCCCAGCUGCUGGCCGUCAAGAAGGAGCUGAUGGCGCAGAAGCAGCAGGAGGCGCUGCAGGAGCAGGCGGCCCUGGAGCCCAAGCUGGACCUGCUGUUAGCAAAGACCCGGGAGCUGCAACAGCUGAUUGAAGCCGACAUCUCGAAGCGGUAUGGUGGGCGCCCCGUCAACCUGCUGGGGACCUCCCUCUGAACUGGGUGCCCAGCAGUCACUGCAUGAAGAGUGGAAGCUGAUGUCGGAGCCUUCCCAGCUAGCGCCUGGCUACCUGGAGCCCAGAGAGGGACAGGUGGGAGCCGUCACCUGAUGGCCACCACGCCUCCACCCUAGGAGCUCUCAAGAUUGGCUCUGCCGCAGUGGACCGCCGCU